Corylus avellana is the source of this 1654-nucleotide messenger RNA. Lineage: Eukaryota; Viridiplantae; Streptophyta; Magnoliopsida; Fagales; Betulaceae. The record is from RefSeq and is a predicted model, not a curated record.
CGGCACAGUCUGGGCCCUUUGGCAUGACCUACUUCAAGAGACCGACGGGCCGGGCUUCCGAUGGAAGGCUCGUCAUUGAUUUCUUAGAGUUCCACUGAUCCCUCCGGCCGCCGGCAUGCUAAAGCGCUCCGGAAAAAAGAAACUGGAUAAUAAACAAACAAACAAAAACCAUGAAAAAUUUGAGUCAUGUUCUAAUUCUAUAUGUAUUGCUGUAGAAUUCAAAUUUCAAAAUAUGACUUAUAAAAUUCAGCGUUCUUCCCAUUUUCAGUCAUGGUAAGGCGCACUUGGGUGGGUGAUUUUUGAGCAUACUGUUGACAAUUAAAAGCUUUUGUUUGCUUGCUUGAUUUUUUUCGCACUUCUAAGAGAUAUGGUAGGCCCAAAUUUGGAUAGAUAAUGAGUCACUUUUCCACCUGUAGACAAAAGGCCAGGCUGGAUGAAACCAUGGGUCGAACAAUCUUGUCAUAGAGGAUAGACAUAACUUCUUAAAAAAAUACACCAUUUCUUUCUAAUGAAGAAAAUAAACAAAAAUGUAUAUAUAUAUAUAUAUAUACCUAUUAUAUAAACUAAAAACUGUAGUGAAAAUUGAUGUGGUUUUUCACUUGGCAGCUGAAGCUCUAGGAUUGCCAUUUAUAAGCCCAUAUCUGCAAUCAAUUGGAUCUGACUAUCGACAUGGGGCCAACUAUGCAACAUUGGCCUCAACAGUGCUCCUCCCAAACACUUCAUUAUUUGUUACUGGAAUUAGUCCCUUUUCUCUGGCCAUUCAGCUCAACCAAAUGAAGGAAUUCAAGACCAAAGUCGAUGAACUUCAUGGCUCCUCAGACAAAACAGGAUCGACAAAACUUCCUUCACCAGCCAUUUUCGGGAAAUCGCUCUACACAUUUUAUAUUGGUCAAAAUGAUUUCACUUCCAACUUAGCAGCUAUUGGAAUAGGUGGUGUGAAGCAGUAUCUCCCUCAAGUUGUAUCCCAAAUCGCUGGCACCAUCAAGGAGCUAUAUGGGUUAGGCGGGCGUGCAUUUCUGGUGCUUAAUCUUGCACCUGUGGGUUGUUAUCCGUCAUUCUUGGCAGGUAGUAGUUCAGAGCUUGACGCUUUUGGAUGCAUGGUCUCUUACAACAAUGCUGUGGUGGAGUAUAACAACAUGUUAAAGGAGACACUAAGCCAAACCAGGGAAGCUCUCCUAAACGCUUCCCUCAUAUAUGUUGACACUCAUUCUGUGCUGCUAGAGCUCUUCCGCCAUCCCACAUCCCAUGGGCUUCAAUAUGGUACAAAAGCAUGUUGUGGAUAUGGUGGUGGCGCCUACAAUUUUGACUCAAAAGUGUACUGUGGAAACAGCAAAGUGAUUAAUGGGAAGGCUCUGACAGCAGCAGCUUGUAAUGACCCUAACAACUAUGUUAGCUGGGAUGGAAUCCAUGCCACAGAAGCAGCAAACAAGAUUGUUACAUGGGCCAUUCUCAAUGGCUCUUAUUUUGAUCCCCCAUUUCCAGUGCACCAACUCUGUGACCUCCACCCAAUAGGCUGAUCCAAUCCUUCUCUCAUUAACUAACAUUUCAAGCCAAUAAAUUGUCAAAUAAAUCUACCGUACCCCAAAUUGAAUUUUGAACUCAAUGCCGCAAAUCUCUUUCUUCUUUAUAUAUUAAUACGUCCCUUGUUAAAAUA